This is a messenger RNA of Salarias fasciatus (jewelled blenny), 1769 nucleotides long. RefSeq names its product transmembrane protein 30C (gene cdc50c). NCBI's taxonomy places the organism in Eukaryota, Metazoa, Chordata, Actinopteri, Blenniiformes, Blenniidae. Gene Ontology annotation, biological process: phospholipid translocation. Gene Ontology annotation, cellular component: plasma membrane; Golgi apparatus; endoplasmic reticulum. The record is from RefSeq and is a predicted model, not a curated record. The transcript is spliced from 7 exons. Bases 380 to 1444 code for a protein of 354 amino acids.
CAGCAUCCUUCUGAUAAAGCAUUUUAAAGCAGCAGCAGGGGCCCAGAACCAACAUGUUAUCUUCCACAACAAACCGGAACCAGGCGUGAAGCCGCCUCGAACCCGGUGAAAAAACAGAAAGGAGAAGAGGAAGAAGGGCAGAGGCAGGAAGAGGUAGUUGAGUAAAGGUUUGUGGUUAAUAAGUAACAGGCCGCAGCGGUCUCCCCCCACCCUGCAAAGCCUGCUGGGAAAAUCCUCUGGCAGGCGGAGCGGUGAGAGCGUGGGUGUCCGAGCAGAUCGGCUGAAACAAAACAAAAAAAAGAAAAGAAACAGAAGAGGAAAAAGCAGGCCGAGCAGCGGCUUCUCGUCGGCUCCGUGUGAGGCUCCGGCCGGCUCCGGCAUGACCGGCGCCAAGGGGAAGUCCGGCCCGCUGGCCCGCCGGCCCGACAACUCGGCCUUCAAGCAGCAGCGGCUGCCGGCCUGGUCCCCCAUGCUAACGGCUAACACGGUGCUGCCGUUCUUCUACCUGACGGCACUGCUGUGCCUGCUGCUGGGCGUGUGGCUGCUGCUCACCGUGCAGAGCACGCAGGAGCUGAAGCUGGACUACACCGAGGCCGGGACCUGCGACGUCUGCUUUGAGACCAGAAAAAACAUGAGCAAUGCCGCCGCCGCCUGCCGGUGCACGGUGGCCUUCUCCGUCGAGAAGCCGCUGGAGGGCGACGUCUUUUUCUACUACGGCCUCAGAAACUUCCACCAGAACCUGAGGAGAUACAUGGACUCCAGAGACGACGCCCAGAUGGUCGGGAGGACCAACAACCUCCAGAACCCCAGCUCCUACUGCGAUCCGUUCAGCAGAGACCAGAACGGACUUCCCAUCGCCCCCUGCGGCGCCGUGGCCAACAGCAUGUUCAACGACUCCUUCACCCUGAACUAUCACGGCUCCGGCGGCUAUUCCUCCGCCCGAGUCCCUCUGCUGCGGAAAGGCAUCUCCUGGUACACCGACAAAAACAUCAAGUUCCGCAACUCCAGGGAUGAGAACCGGACCCUGGCGCAGACAUUUGAAGGCACAGUGCCGCCUCCGUACUGGCACAAGCCCGUGUUCGAGCUGGACCCCUUCGACGAGACCAACAACGGCUUCGUCAACGACGACCUGAUCAUCUGGAUGAGGGAGGCCGCCUUCCCCAACUUCAAGAAGCUGUACGGGGUUCUGAACCGGGCCGGCCAGCCGUUCAGCGCGGGGCUCCCCGCCGGGAAUUACACCGUCGACAUCGACUACAACUUCCCUGUGCAGUACUUCCGGGGCAGAAAGGAAGUGGUUCUGACCACCCUGACCUGGUUCGGGGGGCAGAACCACUUCCUGCCCAUCGCCUACCUGGUGACCAGCAGCCUGACGCUGCUGAUCGCCGUCGGCCUCACCGUGGUCUGGCUCAAGUUCGGGAAGAACGGCAAGAACAUGGAGGAAUGAAGGCCAAGAGCUGGAAAAAGUGGUAAUUGCUCCGGGAGCUGUUUUAAACAGACAACAAAUCCUAAAUGGCGGGAGCAGGAACGUUAAUUUGGUGCAAUUUCACAGCAGCACGUGCCGGAAAAAAACCACGGCGGCAACUAGCCGACAUCUGGAGAACCACUUUCCGUUUGACAGAUCACCCGAGACUUUUUUUUUAAAUGUUGAUUUUACUUGAUGAAAUUCUCCGUGUUGUGAAUACACACCACUUUGUUGAUGCACUGUUAAUAUUUAUUAGUGAUUGGUCAGGUACUGUUUACAAUGAUUGAGGCUGUUUAUGACUGUAAAU